Messenger RNA from Acanthosepion pharaonis, 897 nucleotides. The record is from the annotation of a GenBank genome assembly. NCBI's taxonomy places the organism in Eukaryota, Metazoa, Mollusca, Cephalopoda, Sepiida, Sepiidae.
AUGAAGGAAUUACUAUCUGUCAGUAUCGAACUGGCCCGGCGUGGAGGCAAGAGAGUGAGAGAAGUUCGGGAAGAAAACACGCUCGGUGUUAAAGUGAAAAGCAUUACGAAGGAAGGAGCAGAGGAAUUAAAAACUCGAGGUGAUAUGGAAUCACAUCGGGAAAUUCUUUAUGGAAUGGCCAAAGCAUUCCCGGAAAUUAAAGUGAUAUCAGAAGAACAUGAAACAAAACCUGUAGAUUUACAUAAUGUACCUGAUGCAAACAAACAUGAGGAAGUUGUGAACACUAAGAUUAAAACAGAUCAGUUAAUCCCAGUCAGUCAGAUUGUUGUCUGGAUAGAUCCUUUAGAUGCAACAAAAGAAUAUACAGAGGAUCUUCGCCAGUACGUGACGACAAUGGUGUGUGUAGCAGUGAAUGGCGAUCCCACUAUUGGAGUUAUCCAUAAUCCAUUUGAUAAUGAAACUUAUUGGGCCUGGGUCAGUUAUGGACAUUCAUCUAAUUUGAAGCAGCAAGAAAAGACACAAUUAUCUAAAGACAAACCAGCACAGAUCAUUGUGUCACGAUCACAUGGGGGCACAGUAGUUGAAAUACUUAAGCAAGCUUUUGGGGAAAACACCAUAGUGAUUCCUGCAGGUGGAGCUGGUUACAAAACCUUGAAUGUUGUGAAAGGACUGUCAAAUGCUUAUGUUCACACAACAGCCAUAAAAAAGUGGGACAUAUGUGCUGGCAAUGCUAUUUUGAAUGCACUCAAUGGUAAGAUGACCACUUUGGAUGGUAACUACAUUGAUUAUUCGAGCAAGGACAAUGUUCAGAAUGAGAAGGGUCUUUUGGCCACUAUGCAGUAUCAUUACCAUUAUCUGGAAAGGCUGGUACUGCUUACUGGACAGCUUGGCAAGUAG